CAGUUUAUUUGCAGAUGAAGAGGAGGGGGCAACAAAUCCAAGGUUUAGAUAUCAUAACCAUCAUUUCAAAAUUAGUCCAUGAGAUUCAACUAUUGUGGUUGAUAUUCCCAAAAAGACAUUCUAUGUAUUGGAAAAUACGUAUCUCCCAAAAUCCUUUCAGCUGAGCUGACCUUAGACUUCUGUUUGUAAAAUAGGAUCUUCAAGAUUGUGUAUGGCUUAAUACUGUAAUACUUGUGUAAUACUUAACACUGUGAAAACCUGCUCUACAAAUAGGAGUAGUUUACUCUGCAGAGCAGUGGUUCUAAACCUAUGGUCCACAGACCACUGGGAGGAGUCGCAAUGUCACAGGUUCUGCGAAGGCUUGAAGAAAUGUCAUUAUUUAAAUCUUGAGUUAAGUCUUGGUGGUGAAGAAGUAUAUUAAGUAUUUAAACGGGGUCCAUGGUGAAGAAAAGGUUGAGAACUGCUGCUCUAGAGGAAACUCCAAGCUUAAUAGCAGUGUAUUCUACUACUGAUUCAUACUGCUAAAAGAUUAGGACUGUAACCGUUUUUUAAUCUAUCGGAUGCAUUCAGGAAUUCAUGGCAGGUGAAGAAAGCUGGACUUGGCCCUGUUGCCAAGACGCCCAUCUUAGCCUAUGUCAAUGAUUAAUUCAGUGACUAAUGAUGAGAAAUGAGGAAGUCAUUGGCUGGGGAGUGGUACCUGUCCAGGUGAAAUAAAAAUGGCGCGUGACCCAAACUGCUCCCUUAUCAGCGAUCAGUUGCCUCUGUCAUCCGAGAUCUUCCAAGUUAUCAAGGCUCAGAUCUGGAUUUUCUUAAUCCCAGUAUUCCUGGGUCUUGUGCAAGUUGGUCUAUUUCUGGAACAAACAGGCUUCUUCUUACGACAUGGCAAGAGUUCCCAUCGCACCAGUGUCUUACUUUGGAUCCUGGGAGUUUAUCCGGUAUUCAGCCUCACCUCCCUCAUCUGUUUGUACAUCCCUCGAGCUUCCUUUGUCUGUAACUUUGUGGCUUCCAUAUACCACUCCAUCACCCUCUGGAAGUUCCUUGCAUUGAUCCGGGAUUUCUUUGGCGGCUCAGAACGAAUGGUCCAGCAACUGGCAGGGCAGCGCGUUUCUCCGAACCCUUUUCCAUGCUGCUGCUGCUGUUGCCUUCCUGAGAUUGCUGCCAAUCAAGCAAACUUGCGAUGUAUGACUGUGGCCGUGUAUCAGCUCUCCCUCAUCCGGACCAUCCUCUUCUUCAUCACCCUUAUCCUCUGGACUGAUGACGAAUAUGACUACGGUGCUGUGGGCUACACCAAUCCCAAUUCCUACAUCAAUGUCAUCAUAGCCAUUUCCACCUUCCUCUCCUUCUAUGGCUAUUUGCUCUUUUACAAGGCCACCAAGCCAGCCCUCGCGGGCUACAACCUGCGCUACAAGUUUGUUUGCAUCAUUUUGGUGCUUGUCCUUUGCGGGCUGCAGAGUGGAAUCGUGGAAACAAUGGGAGCCUUAGGUGCCAUUCCUUGCAGCCCUUCUCUCUCACCUGUUACCCGCUCCCAAAUGAUCUACUACUAUGCUUUGGCCAUUGAGAUGUUCCUUAUUGGCAUAUUUGCUCAUUAUUCUUUCCGAAGAGUUGAACCUUCCAUGGAAGCUCAGCAGGUCAUCCACCAUCAAGCCUCCCAGACCCAGGAAGGCCCAUCUGGUCGUGGUAGUCCUGCUGAUGGUGUAUCUGUGGAGGGAACAAACCCUGGCUAUCUCUGUGAUGAGGCUUUCUGUACAAUUGAACAUUCUCCCCUAGACCGCUUUGAUUUCAUUGUAAAGGAGCCUGCGAACAGACAGCAGCAAAACUGGGGGCUUGGCUGCCAGAGAGGAGGAGCCCUGAAGACAGAGGGACUUAGGUUAAGCCUACAACAACCUGGAACUGAAGCAUCAAGUGAAAUCCAAAUUCAAUCCCACGUUAGCAAAAUGGAAGCAAAUGCAGCCUCUGCGGUAUAGCCACCAUCCUUAGAGGUCAGAGACACAGGGACAGAUGAAUUCAGAGGUAUGCAUAACGUCAAGGCAUACAGACUAAUGUGGAGAUAUACUGAACUCUAGGUAUGACCAGGCAAGAAUGUGCAUCUGUGUGGAGAUAUGCCCAGAAAUAUAAUAUUGUGGGAGAUUUCAGCGCUUCCGUAUUAGGUGGAGAAACUUUGUUCUAACCAUGGCUAAACUGCCUCAGGGGUGGAUUGUGAAGACAUGUUGGGAACAUAGAGCCAUUGUCCUUUUCCCCUGUAACCUCUUUAUACUUCUCCUUUUCCUUACUCUUUCUGGAAGCCUAACUUAUUUUCUUGUGAAGAAUUUUUCAACUGGCAUAGGAAAUUAAAGGCCGUUCUUGUUCAACAUUGUACAACUCUUUGUUUGCAGGACUCAUUACACUAAAAUACGGCUGGCUACUUUACGGCUUCAUGCACCACACAAACCCAGGUUUGUACAAGAGGAUAGGAUUCAACACACUGAGAAAACCUAGGAAUUUGCAUUUAAUCUGAAGACUAUACUUUUGUAUGUGCUUUGUUUGAGAGAAAAAUUGGCACAUAAUCCAUUGUUGCUGUCAUUAAGGUAGAGGCACUUAAAAGAAGCUGAGCAAGAGAAAUUAGGAAUAUUUGAUCAAGUCAUGAAGAAAAUUGCUGAUUAAAAG
Molecule: messenger RNA, 2643 nt
Organism: Crotalus tigris (Tiger rattlesnake)
Lineage: Eukaryota; Metazoa; Chordata; Lepidosauria; Squamata; Viperidae
Product: organic solute transporter subunit alpha-like
Exons: 7
Coding region: 717-1964 (415 amino acids)
Biological process (GO): transport
Molecular function (GO): transporter activity
Source: RefSeq, a predicted model, not a curated record